Centruroides sculpturatus (bark scorpion) is the source of this 1485-nucleotide messenger RNA. RefSeq names its product rho GTPase-activating protein 26-like. The record is from RefSeq and is a predicted model, not a curated record. Gene Ontology annotation, biological process: signal transduction. The coding region runs from base 58 to 1311 and encodes 417 amino acids. Lineage: Eukaryota; Metazoa; Arthropoda; Arachnida; Scorpiones; Buthidae. The transcript has 9 exons. Gene Ontology annotation, molecular function: protein binding; GTPase activator activity.
GUUGAUAAUUAUUAAAUCAAAUAUUGUGAUCAUUUUUUAGAUCGUAGAAAAAAUCAAAUGAAUUUUGGAAAUGCAGAAGAUUAUGAAAUCAAGACAAUUACAAGUGCACUGAAAAGUUACUUUAGAAAUCUUCCUGAACCACUUAUGACAUUCAGGUUACAUAGUGCCUUUAUUACUGCUGCAAAAAAUGAAAACAAGAUUCAACGGAUUAAUCUUAUACACUCCCUAGUUCAUAAAUUGCCAAAAAAUAAUUUCAAUAUGUUGAAUAUGUUAAUAAAACAUCUUUGCAAGAUUGCCCAGUACAGUGAUAAAAAUUUGAUGACUGUUUCAAAUUUGGGUGUCUGUUUUGGUCCUACUUUACUCAAACCAGAAAUAGAAACAAUGGCAGCCAUUAUGGAUAUAAAGUUUGGAAAUGUUGUUGUUGAAAUUCUUAUUGAAAAUUAUGAUAAGAUAUUUUCUACAGUUCCAGAAAAUCAUAAAAGGCCAGAUCUACCUUAUUAUUCUUCUCCUAAUGCAGUCAAUCAGUCAUCCAAUUAUAUACCACUGCCACAUCAAGAAUCUAUGCAUAAUAUUCGCAAAUCAAAUAUGGAUUCAAUGGAUCAGUCAUUAGAAUCGGCCAGAGUUCAGAAUAUUCCUAAAAUUCAUUAUUCUAAUGUGUGUUCAUCUUGCCCAUCUCCUUAUUUAAAUGAUGGGAAUUAUUCUUCUCAAAGAGGAAUGCUUGCACAUCCUGCAUAUGUAGUUUCACCUACUCAACCAUUACCUGUCAAUCAUUCUGGAAGCCAGUCUCAUUCUGUUCAGUCUCAUAUUCCUGUGGAUAGAGGAAGAUCUGUUGCUGUUUUUAAUCCAGUUUGGAAUGAUAAUCAUUCUCCUUCGGGUGCAAGUAGUACAGAAUCCUUGUCAAAUCCUCAAGCAGUUUCACACACUGUGAAUAAUAGCAAUCGUACACAUUCAGCACAAGUUUCAUCAAGAAUGACUACUUCAUUAGGCAACCAUAGUGUCUAUAUUCCUUCUGAUAAAAUCCAUGGAACUGAGAGAACAGAAUAUCCUCAGAACAACAUCAAGGAAAAUUUUGAUUUACAAGAACUUCAUGUUCGCAAUACUCAAGAACAUUACAUUAAUAGUGGAAUUCCAAAUUCCGGCAUAACGGCCAAAACAUUAUAUGCUUGUGUGGGAGAAAAUGAAUCAGAACUGUCUUUUCAACCUAAUGAAAUUAUUUAUAAUCUUCGCACUUCAAAUGAACAAGGAUGGUUAAUAGGAAUUAUCAAUGGACGAGAGGGAAUGAUUCCAGCCAACUAUGUAGAAUUACUUUAAGAAAUUUUCAAUGUAAUUGUGAUAGACUAGACUACUACAAUUUUAUCAAAGACUUUAAUAAUGAUUUAUUAUUUUAUUUUAUUCAACUAUAGUUCUAUAAAAUCAAACUAUAUAUAUAUAAAUGAUUUAACAAUUGAGAUAAUUUAUUUUUAAGAUUCAUUUAAUGAUAUUUUC